Molecule: messenger RNA, 1641 nt
Organism: Chelonoidis abingdonii (Abingdon island giant tortoise)
Lineage: Eukaryota; Metazoa; Chordata; Testudines; Testudinidae
Gene: ABHD8
Product: abhydrolase domain containing 8
Biological process (GO): lipid homeostasis; phosphatidic acid biosynthetic process
Cellular component (GO): mitochondrion
Molecular function (GO): carboxylic ester hydrolase activity; lysophosphatidic acid acyltransferase activity
Source: RefSeq, a predicted model, not a curated record
UACAAGGGCAAAUAGCUCCCCCAAAUCCCCCAGAGCCAGGCUAUGGUGUUUUCCUCCCCACUGUGGCUCGUGGAAAGAAGAUGGGAGGAGAGAUUCCAUUUUAAAGCAGAUGAUUUUAGCUGAAGGGAAGGCUCCAUCCUUCUUACUGCACAUGCAACCAGCCAAACGUGUAAUCAGAGCAGCUCAAAAGCUGAGCAUCCUGCCAGCGCUAGCUCCUUGCACUGGCGGCUGCUGACUUUGGCUUUUCUCCUUCCCCCCUUUUUGCUUUCUUCAAGAUUAAUCCUUUUAUUUGCAAUCUCAACCGCUGACAAUUCUUGUCAAUAAAUGAGGAAGCAUCAUGCUGACCAGUAUCGCCGAUGGAAUCAUGUGUUGCCUGAUGGGCAAGACAACCAACGCAGUGGGGCCCGUAGACAGCGUUGAGUCCAGCGACGGCUACAGCUUCCUGGAGGUGAAGCCUGGGAGAGUCCUGCGGGUGAAACAUGCCCUGCCCACCCGCUGGCCCGAGGAGGGGCCCAAGGAGGGGCCCGAGCGUGGCAUGGUGCACUGUAAGCGCAAGAUCACCCUCUACCGCAACGGGCAGCUGGUGAUCGAGAACCUGGGCGAUGCUAUCCGCUCCGAGCUCCUGCACUGCCAGAAUGGCCCUGUGGAGCCCCAAAGCACCAUGGAACUGGAGCUCUCAGAUGUUGCCGGCAAUGCCUCCACCCAGGGCACUGCUGCCAACCCAGGCUCCGGCACCCAGCAAGCUCCAGUGCCCGGCAGGCGCCGGAAGCGCAAGCCCAAGAAGGUUGUCAACAUCAACUGCAAGAAGCAGAUCAGCAGCUGCAAGGGGACGCAGAAUGACGUGGUGCUGUUCUUCAUCCACGGCGUGGGCGGCUCCCUGGACAUCUGGAAGGAGCAGCUGGACUUCUUCAGCAAGCUGGGCUACGAGGUGGUGGCUCCGGACCUGGCCGGCCAUGGCUCUAGCUCCGCCCCACAGAUCGCGGCCGCCUACACCUUCUACGCCCUGGCCGAGGACAUGAGGGCCGUCUUCAAGCGCUAUGCAAAGAAGAGGAACAUCCUGAUAGGCCACUCGUAUGGGGUUUCCUUCUGCACCUUCCUAGCCCACGAGUACCCGGACCUGGUCCACAAGGUGAUCAUGAUCAACGGGGGUGGCCCCACUGCGCUGGAGCCCAGCCUGUGCUCCAUUUUCAACAUGCCAACCUGCAUCCUUCAUUGCCUGUCCCCCUGCCUGGCCUGGAGCUUCCUCAAGGCUGGCUUCGCUCGCCAGGGUGCCAAAGAGAAGCAGCUGCUCAAGGAAGGCAACGCCUUCAACGUCUCCUCCUUCGUCCUGCGGGCCAUGAUGAGUGGCCAGUACUGGCCGGAGGGCGACGAGGUCUAUCACGCCGAGCUCACCGUGCCGGUGCUGCUGGUGCACGGCAUGCAUGACAAGUUUGUGCCAGUGGAGGAGGAUCAGCGGAUGGCCGAGAUCCUGCUGCUCGCGUUCUUGAAGGUGAUUGACGAGGGCAGUCACAUGGUGAUGAUGGAGUGUCCGGAGACAGUGAACACCCUGCUCCACGAGUUCCUCCUGUGGGAGCCCGAGACGCCCGUCGGGGAAGGGCGAGAAGUGGAGAAGAAAUAAGCCAGGCAGCGAGUGGUGACCCG